Amblyraja radiata (thorny skate) is the source of this 2954-nucleotide messenger RNA. RefSeq names its product cadherin-related family member 2. The record is from RefSeq and is a predicted model, not a curated record. Lineage: Eukaryota; Metazoa; Chordata; Chondrichthyes; Rajiformes; Rajidae. Gene Ontology annotation, biological process: homophilic cell-cell adhesion. Gene Ontology annotation, cellular component: plasma membrane. The transcript has 16 exons. Gene Ontology annotation, molecular function: calcium ion binding. Bases 1 to 2199 code for a protein of 732 amino acids.
AUGUACAAACCAGAUUCAGUGAGUCAAGUGAACGGACACAGUGUGGGUGUGUGUGCGGAGAAGAGAAUAAUCAAAGGAGGAAAGACCAAAAAACCAAGAGGUUGGAAGCAGUUCUUGACCAAUGAUGAGAACAAGAAACAGCUCAUUGAACUUCUACUUGAUGUGUGGAGUGAGCAUGACAUGGCAAAGAGGCUACAUGGAAGGAAGGUGAUCUUCAUUAAGGAAGGAGAGGCCACACUUCUUACUUCUCAGAAUGGGAAAGAGACACUACAGUCUGAGAUUCAAUCCCUGGAUAUAAAUGACAAUUCACCAGUAUUUGCUAAGUCUGUCUACUAUGCCUCUGUAAUGGAGAACACAUUAGGAGCCUUUGUGGCACUGGUUAGAGCCAGGGACAAUGAUGCUACAGAAAUCAACAACCGGGUGAUAUACCAAAUUGAAAACGGCAGCAGAGGAGCCUUCUUAAUAAGAACGAUCUUAAUCAAUAAUACUGACCCUAAACAAUACGCUGGAAAUAUUACCGUUGAUCCAACAUUUGCACUGGACUACGACAAAGGACCGAAAAUUUACAUUUUAGGGAUCAUUGCCUCGGAUUUGGGAGUACCACCCAAAUCAGCCUAUACAAAUGUCCAUGUGACUGUAUUGGAUAUGAAUGAUGAACCUCCUGUGCUGGAUCAAAUUUCAAUGAGGGACCUGGAUGUCAUGGAAAAUUAUACCACGGUUGGAAUAGUGAGAAACAUUAUUGCCAGUGAUGUUGAUACCAAUCACUCACUGAUUUAUCGAGUGGUUUCAGUGGGUUGUAAGAAACGCAAUAUCGCUGAUAAGUUACCCGAUCCGCCAUGCCAGUAUUGGUUUGGGCUCUAUAACAAUGGCUCACUCUAUGUCAACAAAUCUUCAGUUAUUGAUUACGAGGAAUAUGAUGAAGUGCUCAUUACAAUUCGUGUUAUUGACCUUUACACUGAAAAGAAUAAUCAAUAUACUGAUGGUACACUUACCAUCAAAAUUGUGGAUGCGAAUGACAACCCACCUGUGUUUCUUGCCUUUAAAAGCAAGUCUGUUAUCGUGGCCGAAUUAGCAACAAUUUCUGCUGAAGUAACAACAGUUCAGGCAGCUGACAAUGAUACUGGAAAAAAUGGCGAAAUUAAUUUUGUUGUAACCCACGUUCUAUUCAUUUAUUCGGAUGGCCGACCAAGCAUUGUAUUGCCAGAUGUAUUUGAAGCAUCGAGAGCGACCCUCAUUGGUGAUGAAUACACAGCAACUAUCAGAAUUAAAUCCUCACUGGACAAAACAUUAAAGGGUCAAUAUAAUGUAACCAUAAAAGCAAAGGAUAAAGGAGAUCCCAGCUUAGAUGCAACAAAUUACUUAGAUUUAAUUACAGUGGACGAGACUUUCAAGGCACGAUUAGAAUUUCAGGUGACAACUGAGGAAGUUCAAAGAGAUUUGAAUAAAAUAGCCUUUAUUCUUCGCAAAGCUACACGGUCAGAUCCACGUGUGGUAAGCAUAACGGGUGUUGGCAAUGGACGCGUUCAAUCAUUAACCAGAAAUGUAGCCAGAUCCAUUAUGGAGGUUUACUUCAUAUAUGACAACGGAACAGCUAUAGCACCCAACAACCUUAACGGCAUUCUCCAACAUGAUCCAGAGUCUGUAAAUGAAUUGAUAGAGUUUGGUCUUCUGAAUAUUAAAGAAACAACCAAACCCAUUAAUGGUGAAAGUCUACUCAUUGUUAUCAUUGGCGGAUUGGUAGCAGGUUUCGUUAUUGUGUUAGCCAUCAUGAUAACCCUUCUGUUCUGUGUUCGCAAAAGUUACAAAAGAAAAAUAAAAUCAGCAACUGCAAUGAACACAGCUAAAACGAUUUCCUUUGAUGCACUACAGAGUGGACCUGUAGUUCCUGGCACAAAUAAAUACACCAUGGAAGGUGCAAAUCCAGUUUGGAACACCAAUUUUGACACUUCAACAGGCCUCAAUUUUGAAUACAUUACUUCAGAUCAAGCAAGCAUUAAUUCACUAGAUGUGAAUGUGGUAGAUAUGAUGAUAGAAAAACCUAAAGUGAAACCAAAUGCAUCAAUGAUGACUGAGAAGACAAUGGGCAUUCACUCAAAUGAAAAUGCCGGACCUUUGAACUUCGCACCAGAUAUAGAGAAAGAAAGAGAUGGUUGGAAAAGAGGAGUUGACAAUCUCACCACCUUGAGCACUGAUAUUUGAGCAUCAGAUCAGGGGAUUUUUGUCUCUAGCAUUUGUUAUAUUUUGAAAUUUGCACAUAAAAUCUAUUAUCAAAAGAAAUGUGUUGAUAAUAGUUAGUGUUGCCUUUGUCAAAUGGAAAGAGCUUUCUCAGGUAAUGCGGUUUUGUGAAAAUCAUUAACAUGUCAUUCUCACACAUGUAUUUGUUAUAUUUGUCUUGACAUAAUUUUAUUAAUAAAUUAGCAUGUUUAUCUAAUGUUAUUAAUUCCCUCAAUGCCCAGUAAACAAUUGAGAUUGUGGUUAAAUUGUAAGAUAGCAGCAUUUCAUUAAUGAGGCCUAAUAAUAGGACAUCGUUACAACCAUUGUGAUUAAUUAAGAAGGACCUUAAUCAUCAUCUGUUCUUCUUGUGGCGAUAAAAUCUGUAGUUCGUUUUCUGGUGUUCAUUCUGGUUUAUCUACAUACACAUGCUUGAUCAAAUCACUGCCGCCCAUAUUCAGUCUGGCUCCAAGUCUUGGUCACUCAUUAUAUCAAUACUUGUUAACAGUCAUUUCUAACAUAUUACUAUAGGGAAAAUUCUUAGCAGUUUGAGUGAAAAAUGCAAGAGCAUUUGGUUGUGCAAUGUUUUCAAAUAGAGCAAAUAUAAAAUAUCAAGUCUUAAAAUCAAAGUCCGUAAAGUUUUGUCACAGAAGGAAAGAUGAAUAUAGUUGAUUAUAUUGUAAUUUAAAAAUAUUUUGUGUAUGAUACCCUACUUUUUACCCAAAGUAAUAAAUCAUGUUUUA